This is a messenger RNA of Passer montanus (Eurasian tree sparrow), 3309 nucleotides long. Its product is annotated as interphotoreceptor matrix proteoglycan 2-like. The transcript is spliced from 9 exons. The coding region runs from base 1719 to 3164 and encodes 481 amino acids. The record is from RefSeq and is a predicted model, not a curated record. NCBI's taxonomy places the organism in Eukaryota, Metazoa, Chordata, Aves, Passeriformes, Passeridae.
GGACCAGGACAGGGGGUUCCCGGGUGGGUUUGGGUUGUUCUGGAGCAUCCCAUUCAGCAGAGCCCCCAGCCCUCAGGGUUGCUCCGGGUGCCGGUGCGGGAUGCUCGGUGCCCCGCACCGGUGCACGCUGCCCCUUUCCCUGUCUCGCAGUGCUCGUGGGAUGCUGUGCGCGGCUCUGCCCGGCUCCGGGCAGCGGCACGGGCUCCGCUCUGGGCGCCGCCGACCCCUGCGCCCCGCCGGGCCCCGCGACGGGGCCGCGCUGCCGGACAGAUCGGCCGGGAGCUGGCACGGGGCAGCCGCCGACACCGGAGGCCGUGGGGCAGCCGUGGACAGAGGCUGAGCUGCUGCCCUCCCCCGGGACCCCCGCCGGGCCAGCCGAGCUCUCCAGCCCGCAGGACAGCCCCGGGCGGGGCAGCGAGGGGACAGCGCCGGCGGCGCGGGGUGGCACCGCCACCGAGCCCCCGGGGCCGCCGUCCCCUGCCAGGCUGGGGGUGACCCCUGCAGGGACCCCAGCCCCGGUGGAGGCAGACACAGAUCCUGCCACCUCGCACUCCCCGGGCCCUGACCCUCGAGGACAUGUGACAGUGGAAGGUGCCGCGACAGCCCAGGGGACACUUUUGUAUUCACCACCCUCUGUGACAGUGCCAGGCUCUGCCAGGGGACAGGGGGGGUCCAGCAGCAGCCUGCUGGGGUGGAGGGCUGUUGGGACAGCCCUCGUGCAGAGCCAGAAUGCCACUCUGCAGCUGGGUGACAGCAGCCCGGGGACCCGCCCGAGCACCGUGCUGGCCACUGACAGCCCAGCGCCGGGGACAGCAGGGACAUCACCCUCUGCUGGGGGGCUGCAGGGGCUGCUGACCCCCGCAGGGACACUGCAGGGGACACACUGGGGGCUGCCAGGAGGACAGGGCUUUGCUUCCCACCCACGGGAGGGUCCCCACUCUGCCCCUCACCCCUCUGCCCUGUCCCCUGGGCCUGCUGGGAGCCCCUUGGGCAGCACAGCCCGGCCAGCCCUGGGGACAGGCCCAGCCCUGCUGCCUGCCACACACAGGGGCUCAGGUCUGCCUCUUGCCAGCACCCCAGGGGUGACCUCUCCCAGCCAGGGAUGGGCUCUGGACCUGACCACGGGGGUCUUGGGGCCACCUGACAGAGGUGACAUCCCCCUGAGCCCAUCAGCCAUCCCAGAGCAGCCCCCUGUCCCCCCUGGCAGCCCUGCUGUGGCGCAGGGUGGGGUGGCACACACCAGUCCUGGAUCCUUCCACGUCCCCCCGUCCCCACAGUCUGCCCCAGCCAGUGGCUCUGCUGUGACCCUGCUGUCAACCCCGCUGCCUUCCCCAGGGACCAGCUGGGGGGUCCUGGGCUUUGGCCCCACCGUGGGCACUCCUCUGGGAGACCCCUCCCCAGGGCUGCCCCAUUCCAGCUCGAAGGCGGGUCCUGCAGAGAGCCCUCCAUCCCUGGGGGGGUCCCAGGUGGGAGUGGGCAGCCUGGCACCCCCCUCAGCACCUGGGCCUCCCCAGCAGCCAGCUCUUUCCCAGCCUGCUCCUUCUGUGGGACCAACUUCUGCUGUUGGUGUCACCACUGCCGGUGUCACUGCCACCACCGCAGCUGCCACCAGCCCGGAAAGGCUCGGGGACACGGGCACAGCAGAGCCACGUGCUGCUGUGCUGCAGAGGGAUGGGCAGGGUGUGACGUGGGGAUCCCCAGCUCGUGUGCCCACUGUGAUGCCCGGGCCCCCCCAGCAGCCCACAGAUUCCCACGGUGGGGGCCCUGGCUCCCCCCCAGCUGCUGUGGACACAGAGCUGGCCCAGCCAUCGAGCAGCCCCAGAGGGAACACAGACACUGACACCCCCCAGGUGACACCGGCUGGGGUGGGCAGGGCCCCCCAGGUGUUCAUCGUGGAGGAUCAGCCCCCAGUCCUCAGAGCACCCCUCCUGCGCCUCCCCUGCGAGCUGGUGCUGGACAUGGGGUUCGUGCCGGCCCUGCGGGACCCGGGGUCGCAGGAGCGCCAGGAGCUGCUGCACAGCUUCAACCAGACGGUCGCCCCGCUCUUCGCGCCCGUGCCAGGCUUCCUGCGGCUGGAGGUGACCGGGCUCAGGUGGGUGCUGGCGCGGUGCCGCGGCGGGUCCCGCUGCCCCGCACGGCUGUCCCGCGCUGGCAGUGCCCGGGCAGAGCUGGCAGUGCCCCAGGCCGCGUGUCCCCGCAGGGAGGGCAGCGUGGUGCUGCGCUACGACGCGCUCUUCGCGGCCGAGCAGCUGCCGCUGCCGGGGCUGGAGCAGCUCCUGGAGGCCGCGCUGGGCUCGGCCCGUGCCCGGCCCGGGCUGGCGGUGGGCACGGCCCCCGUGCUGCGCCACGUGGCUCUGGCGCGGCCGCUGGACCCCUGUGCUCUGCUCUUCACCUGCCCGGCCGGCUUCGCCUGCGUGUCCAGGGCGGAUGGGAACGUGACCUGCACCUCCCUCUGCCACCGCGCCUACUGCAAGAACCAGGGCAUCUGCUCGCACGGCCGGGACCACCAGCCGCGCUGCCAGUGCCCCGUGGGCAGCGAUUUCUGGUUCAUGGGGCUGCGCUGUGACUACCGGGUGACACAGCAGGGCCUGCUGGGCACGGCGGCCGGGGUCCUGCUCAGCAUCCUGCUGCUGGGCGCCGUGCUCGCCGCCCUCGCCGUGCGCCGCUUCAAGGCGCUGCUGCUGGAGGCCAGGGCCGACCAGACCCGCAGCAGCUAUCGCCGUUUCUGCCGCCUGGACGAUGUCUCAGCCCAGUACUGGUCUCGCUCGGGGCUGCCCUCGGCCAGCUCGCUGGACAACCCGGCCUUCAGCAACUCGGAGGAGCUGCUGCAGCUGCAGGUCCUGGACGGAGGCUGCUGCGGCUGCCGCGGGGACUCGGCCGGCAGCGACGGUGCCAAGCGGGGCCCGGCGCCCUGUGCCCACCCCCAGUGCCAGCCCAGUUUCCAUUACGAGUGGGACACCAGCUCCAGCAGCAUGAACGAGCCCAUGGUGGACUCGGGGAAAGCCAGCGACAUCUCGGUGUCGAGCUGGCCCAUGGAGCCCAUCCAGUGGGCUCCCUUCCCCCUGCACCAGCUCUCCAGGCAGCGAGCGCACAAGGCCCGCUGGCCGCAGCCCUUCAGCGAGGGGCUGGAGCUGGGCACGCUGGAGCGGAGCUGGACGGCCUGAGGCCACGGACACGCGGCAGCGGGGUUCAGCUUGAAACCAACCACAUUUUAUUUCCACGUAACGAGCUCAGUGAAGGAAUCCACACACUUGGACGAUACAAUCAACGCGGGUGUGAUGUCAGUGAUGUCAGUCCCAGCGGGGCAGG